Messenger RNA from Ornithodoros turicata, 1796 nucleotides. RefSeq names its product arginyl-tRNA--protein transferase 1-like (gene Ate1). Gene Ontology annotation, molecular function: arginyl-tRNA--protein transferase activity. Bases 165 to 1646 code for a protein of 493 amino acids. The transcript has a single exon. NCBI's taxonomy places the organism in Eukaryota, Metazoa, Arthropoda, Arachnida, Ixodida, Argasidae. Gene Ontology annotation, biological process: protein arginylation. Gene Ontology annotation, cellular component: cytoplasm. The record is from RefSeq and is a predicted model, not a curated record.
AGGGCGCACACGACUGUAACCAAGAUGGCGGCCCGCGGUUAUGUCUGUAUUUUCCGUUCCGUUGUAUUUUCCAGUACGCCGGAGUUGGUUUCGGUAUAGUUCGUGAUGAAUCAUCGCUGCUAAUGUGUUCUAUUUAUAACUAGUUUCCUCUUCGUUGCACCAGUAUGGGUGGUUACAGUAUAGUGGAAUAUUUUUACGAGCAUAAAGGACACAAAUGUGGCUACUGCAAAUCAGCUUCCUCGAGCUUCAGCUGUGGUAUGUGGGCACAUAUUCUGACUCCCGAAGUGUACGACAAAUUGUUAGACCGAGGCUGGAGACGGUCCGGAAAAUAUUGCUACAAGCCAAUAAUGAAGAAGACAUGCUGUCGCCAGUACCCUAUUAAGUUGGAUGUAUCCAAUUUCCGACUUUCCAACUCCCAGAAGAAGACGUUGAAAAAAAUGCACAGGUUCCUGGCAACGGGAGAACGUUCCAAAACCCCAGCGACGUCCACCACACCAGAAGAUGACGAAGGAAUGGGAGAUACUUUCUUCGAAGGCGGAGAGAUUCAAAAGAGAACUGAUAUUAGUUCGGAUAUUUGUAUUGACGAUGUCACCAAUUCUUCUGCCGCACGGGUGACUCAGUCCCGUACACAGACGUCGCGACAAGCAAAUACCCAAUCAGCGCAACAUCAGAGCACAAAGGAGUCAUCUCCAAAACAGGAUUCGCCAAGAAAGGGUCAAGGUCCUGACCCCAGUAAACCCAAGUGCAUGAAAGCCAAAGAGCUUAGAAAGCAGCGCAAGCUUCAGAAACUCGCGCUCCGAGGCGAAACCUCCCUACCCGAGAAAAAAAAGAUACCAAACAGCACACCCAAGAGCCUGGAAGACUACCUAAACGAGCCCCUACCGGAGAACCCCGCCCACCGACUCAAAGUGGUCACGGUCCGAUCGUGCCCGCCCUCGCCGGAGUUCGACGCGACCUUGACGGAGUCGUGGAAGGUGUACGAGAGCUACCAGAUGCAAGUCCACAAGGACCCCAAGAGCGAAUGCGACAAAGAACGCCACCGUCGAUUCCUCGUGGACUCCCCGUUGCAGCACGAAGCGAACGCCGCCCACGGAUUCGGAUCGUUCCACCAGCAGUACUGGCUCGACAACGAGCUGAUCGCCGUCGGAGUGAUCGACAUCCUUCCGACCUGCGUCUCUUCCGUGUACCUGUACUACAAGCCGGACUACGGUUUCCUCUCUCUCGGCACGUACGCCACUCUGUGGGAGAUCGCCUUCACGAGGGAGCUCCGCCGGACUUGUCCGGGCAUCACGCGUUACUGCAUGGGCUUUUACAUCCACUCCUGUCCGAAGAUGAGGUACAAGGGCAACUUUUCUCCGUCGUACUUGCUGUGUCCGGAGACUUACACGUGGCAUCCGAUAGAAAAGUGCAAGCCGCUGUUGGAUAGGAAUAAGUACGCCCGCUUCGAGGAGGACGAGGCUCGGGGAGACGAGGACAGGGUGAUUGACGUCGACGAGGUCUUGAUCUUGUUUUUGCGUAAACUGCAGACGUACAGGAGGUACGCGAUGGUGACUAGUGGAGAGGACAGAGAAGAGGUGGAAGAGUACGCCACCCUUGUGGGCAGGGAGUGCACAGAGUCUGUCUUACUUUAUAGGAGUAGCACGUAAAAGGGUGCCGGUGAAUGCGUUGUUAGUAACUCGUUUUGUAGGAAUGGUAGCAUGAUUUUGUAAUAUCGUGAGCAGGUACUGAUUGCCUAUUAAUUGCAUCAUUGCUGUGUGAUGAAUCUCGAUGAAUAAAUAACGUAUUUAAAUACCUUC